AUGGAAAUGACGACACCAGCGCGAUUUCACGUCGGGCCAGCGGCGUCGUUUAGGAACAGGAGCCGGCAAUUGGUUAAAUGCGAUGAGCGGAACAUCGCUGUGUUUCGCUACAAGGAUUGCUUUUACGCCAUCGACAACGCCUGCUACCACCACGGUGGGCCACUGCUGGAGGGUGAUAUUGAGGAAAUAGAUGGGCACCCGUGCGUCGUAUGCCCGUGGCAUCAGUAUCAAAUCACCCUCGACACCGGCGAGGGUCUCUACUUGGCCCUGCAGAUGACGCCGUCGGGUGUGCCAGACAGGAAACUCCCACAGAAGGUCUGCUCCAAGGGGCAGAAACAACGCACUCAUAUCGUCACUCUGGAGGACGGUGAGGUCUUCGUGACCCUAAACACAACUGGUCCGCGGCUUGAGAGUGACGGAUACGCUGAAAUGGACAUCGCGAACAAGGAGGGAACGAUGGCUUCGCCCUUGGAGGAUUCUAAACGAAAAAAACAUCACAGUGUAAGUGGUUUUAGCCUGGGGAUACAUAGUGCGUGUCGCAGCGGGCAGGUUUUUGCGAAGAUGGCAACGGGGAUGAAGCCACGAUCGUUUACUCUCUCCGAUCGCCCAACUCUGAUGUGUGUCCGAGUUGAGCCUGUGUGCGACAGUACACAGGAGUUCUACUUUCAGCUUUCUCACGGCAGGCUUGACGCCAGCUCUCUUGUGCCGGGGAACUUUGUUGAUUUGGAGCUCCCCAUUGCGGCACCUCCUGGUAAGCGUUUUGUGCGACGGUGGACUAUUGUUGAGCUAAAUAAGGAAGGAUAUCUCUUUACCCUCAUCAUCAAGGCAGCAGCACAGUGUGAUUGUGGGAGCGCGUGGAUGUCAAAGAACGCACUGCAUCAACGAUUCCCGCUACUUCAUCAUGGUGGAAACUUUACCUUGACGCAUCACAUGAGUCGUCUGCGUGAGGUGAAGGGGCGCAUUGUGAUGCUUUCUGCGGGGUUCAGUAUGAUGGUGCUCUACGCCUCGCUCCGUUAUCACUUUGAGGGUAAACGUAUGCCGGAGUUUCCGAAACUUCAGAUUAUUCAUCUCCAUGUGGAACAGAGCGUUUCUUGCGUGCCAAGGUUGGGGGAUUUUGUGCGGUGGCACCAUGCCAAGGCGGAGCACUUCACCUACCGUUUUCACUGCUUCUUCACAAAGCAGAAGGCGCUGUCUGCAAAUUUAUCUGAGGAGGCUUCGUUGCGCUUGCUCGCGACAUGCGGUCAGCGGCCCGAUGAGGCGGACAUUCGGCGUUUUUUAGGCGAUUUUGUGGAACCGUCAUGUCCCGCUCUCGCCAUGGUGUGCGGGCCUCCUGCGUUUAUUAGUGUGGGAAAGCGUGUCGUGUUAGCCACUGGUGUCCUGCCCUCGGAUGUGCUGACGGAUGAGGAUGAAUCAUACAACUCCCUGUAG
Trypanosoma rangeli is the source of this 1428-nucleotide messenger RNA. RefSeq lists its product as uncharacterized. The coding region runs from base 1 to 1428 and encodes 475 amino acids. Lineage: Eukaryota; Euglenozoa; Kinetoplastea; Trypanosomatida; Trypanosomatidae. Gene Ontology annotation, molecular function: 2 iron, 2 sulfur cluster binding. The record is from RefSeq and is a predicted model, not a curated record. The transcript has a single exon.